AUGGCAACGAUUGCGAAAAGAGUUAAAUCAAAAUCAUCGUCUCAUCUCAUACUUUCACCAGAGAAUAUAUUACGUUGGUUUAAAGAGGCUGUGUAUCAGACAUUUUUAAAGAACAUUGCUAUUAAAUGUUAUAAAAACGCAGAAAGAGAAGUAAAUAAUUUUAAGACUAAACAGGCAGAAAGUAAGCACUUUUGUUUCUGGUAUCUGGUUGGGAAAUGGAACCUCAAAAAGAUAGCAAAAGAUGAAUUUGCUUCAUCAUCAAUUAAUAUAAGAAAAAGAAUUCAAGAUUUAGAGAAUCGUUUACGAUUUGCAAAAUGUGUCAAGACCAGUUUAAAACCAAAUAAUGAGCUUAAUAAAUUCAUUAAAGCCAUUAUAAGUUCUGAUUUGGAACAGUUGCCAAAAAUAAACUGCUCUGAAGUUGGCACAUCAAUACUGAUACUAUCCUACCCAUUGUAUAUUACUAUAAUGGAAGUUUCUGAGGAAAUUUGGUUGACAGAUACAAUUCAUCAAUUUUUAGAAUCUGCUGUGUGCGAUAUUCCUGGGCUCAUAUGUGCUACUCUUUUGAGGCACCUUGGAAAUGAAGAAAAUCGUAAAUCAGACAGAACUGUAAGAUUAAAACUUGAAGACAAUCAGAACU
Messenger RNA from Racocetra persica, 637 nucleotides. The record is from the annotation of a GenBank genome assembly. NCBI's taxonomy places the organism in Eukaryota, Fungi, Glomeromycota, Glomeromycetes, Diversisporales, Gigasporaceae.